Messenger RNA from Blastomyces dermatitidis ER-3, 234 nucleotides. RefSeq lists its product as uncharacterized. The transcript has a single exon. The coding region runs from base 1 to 234 and encodes 77 amino acids. The record is from RefSeq and is a predicted model, not a curated record. Lineage: Eukaryota; Fungi; Ascomycota; Eurotiomycetes; Onygenales; Ajellomycetaceae.
AUGCCCGGGGACAAAGUCCCCCUAACCAUAAGCUUAGUUCAAAAUCUUGAUGAUGAUGCUGGAGUAGCUAAGUCCCCUAGGCGUCGCACGAACCAACCGGGCCAAAGGAGAUGCGGAUCUCGAGGUUUCCUCUCAUCCCCGGUGACAGGCCGAUCCGCGCCACUGGGAAUGCGACUGGGGAAAGAAAAUCAGGGCCCGUUCCAGGGAUGGAUAGGUGGCGAGCCGUUCACCUAG